CCUACCUGAAAGAGCACAAGACGAAAUUCAAACCACUUGUCGUGCUAUUUAAGAUCACUGCCUCGAGAUACUUCUACGAGACCUUAAUACUUUCUAAACUAUCGCUUCGACUUUCUGUGAUUAGCAUAUUUUAUAGUAGUAAUCAUCUCACCUGGAAUCUAUUUUUACUCUUUGUAGUCCUAACAAAGCCAGAAUUUAAAGUAGAGAAGGGCGCCAUAUUUAACGUAACGGCAAUUAUGAUGGCGACCUCACAACCUUUCUCACCUGAAGAAAAUUUAUCUCACCCUUCGCCAAUUUUUUCGCAACAAAUUAAUACAAAGCAGGCCGUAAUCUAUAAUAAGUCAGGCACAAAGUGUAUGAAUAUCGUAAAAGAACCUUCCGGAAUGACACUGUCUCCAACUUCGCCUUCAAGGGAUCCCGGUGAACAUACUCCUUCUCAUAACCCACAAAACGAUCACAUCGAGGAUCCUGAUGUUGUUAAUGGAACUCAUAAUCCACAUACAAAGUCUAAUGUAAUUUACAUGAGCAGUGGUGAAGAGGCAGGGGAUAUUCUAUUGCCGGAGAUAAUCACCACCCAAAUAUCAGAUAUCCACUCCCAUCACAACCAUAAUCACAAAUCUCGUAAAGACGGUAUCUGGAAUACCAAUAACAAUGAAGAGAGGCAACGGAUAAGGGAAUUCUGGCUACAAUUAGGUGAAGAGGAAAGAAGAAGUUUAGUAAAGGUCGAGAAGGAGGCCGUGCUUAAAAAAAUGAAAGAACAACAGAAACAUUCAUGUGGUCGUAGUAUUGCUUACAAGGUUGCUGGGGAAGGCGGUUGA
Molecule: messenger RNA, 818 nt
Organism: Acaulospora morrowiae
Lineage: Eukaryota; Fungi; Glomeromycota; Glomeromycetes; Diversisporales; Acaulosporaceae
Source: the annotation of a GenBank genome assembly